GGGAUUUAUUGAAUCAAAAGACGAAUGAAGUUUAGACAAAAUGGUGUAAUAAAAAGAGUUGAAUUGCACAUUCUCAUUGGCUUAGAUAAAUGGAUAGAACAAUGGCCGUAAACGCCUCCCCAACAAAUGCGUUUCUGUCCCUUUGGAUACUUUUGCCAAGGGGGACCGAAAUACAUAUAUCACCGGACGCCCACAAGAGCGCAUCUGUUGCAUAACUCAUUUGAUUAACCACAUGUAUCAAAAUGUCGUCCGGAGAAGGAAAGUUGUCUCCACUUGAUUUUGUGGUCAUUACAGCCUAUUUCGUUGGUGUGCUUGCAGUUGGAGUUUAUUCUCUUUUUCGAUCAAAUCGCUCGACAGUCACAGGGUACUUCUUGGCGGGAAGAUUCAUGACGUUUCUUCCGGUUGGCAUGUCUCUUUUUGCAAGCAACAUUGGAAGCGAGCAUUUAGUGGGACUAGCUGGCUCAGGGGCAGCAUCUGGUAUAGGUGUUGGUGCUUUUAACUUCAACUCUUUGUUUCUUUUACAACUGUUGGGCUUCGUCUUCUUGCCAGUUUACAUUGCAAGCGGGGUUUGCACACUUCCACAAUACAUGCACAAACGAUUUGGUGGGCAACGAAUUCGAGUUCUUCUUUCUCUGCUUUCUCUUCUUCUCUACAUUUUCACAAAGAUCAGUGUUAACAUAUACUCUGGCGCGUUGUUUAUUCAACAGUCUGUUGGCUGGGAUCUUUAUGUCUCCAUCUUGUUUCUUCUUGGGAUGACUGCACUUUGCACUAUUUCAGGUGGAUUGGCUUCUGUCAUAUAUCUUGACACAUUCAUGACAUUUGUGAUGGUUGGCGGUGCAACUGUGAUGACCGUCAUGGGUUUCCAAAAGGUCGGUGGAUAUUCCGGAUUGAGAACAAAGUACAUGAAUGCCAUGGCGGAAGAAGUUAUUGCUGGGAACUACACGUGCGGAGUGCCUCGUUCUGAUUCGUUUAUCAUGCUUAGAAACGCAGAAAGCUCCGAUCUUCCAUGGCCAGGGUUUAUAUUUGGACAGACUCCAGCUACCAUUUGGUACUGGUGUGCGGACCAGGUUAUCGUUCAAAGAUCACUGGCUGCAAAGAGUUUGUCCCAUGCACAAGGUGGCGUGCUGCUUGCAUCCUACCUCAAAAUAUUGCCAUUUUUCAUCAUCGUACUACCUGGGAUGAUCAGCAGAGUUUUGUUUCCAAAUGAAGUCGGGUGCGUUGAUCCUGACAAGUGCUUCGAAAUAUGCGGAAGUAGAGCUGGUUGUACGAAUAUUGCUUAUCCAAAGUUAGUUCUUGGAAUAAUGCCGUCAGGUCUACGAGGCAUGAUGCUGGCUGUGAUGAUGGCCGCCCUGAUGAGCGAUCUAACAUCCAUUUUUAAUAGCGCAUCAACAUUGUUUACUAUUGAUCUUUGGGGAAGAAUUAGGAGUAAAGCAAGCAAUCGGGAACUUAUGAUUGUAGGAAGGCUUUUUGUCUUGAUCAUGUGCAUAAUCGGAGUAUGCUGGGUGCCAAUUCUUACUGAGUUCCAGGGUGGUCAACUAUUCAUAUACAUAAUUUCAAUUAGUGCGUAUCUGUCGCCUCCAGUGGCUGCGGUUUAUUUGAUCGCUAUCUUAUGGAAACGAAGCAACGAACAGGGUACAUUUUGGGGACUCGUGUCCGGAUUCGGUUGUGGCAUCAUCAGAAUGACUCUGGAUUUCGUUUAUCGUAAACCAAAAUGUGGAGAGACUGAUCUUAGGCCAAGUGUAUUGAAGGAUUUGCAUUUCAUGUACUUUGCACUGAUGGUGUUCGUCAUUACAACGAUCGUUUGUGUCGUCAUUAGCCUUAUCACAAAGCCUGGUGACCCAGAGAAGACUAUCCGCACGACAUUUUGGACAAGAAACGACCCGACAAUUCGCUCUGACGAAAUUGAGGAACAAAUCCAAAUUCAAGCAGCCGACUGUGAGGAGCAAAAGAAACAGAACCGACAAAACGAUCCUAGUGAUGUCACAUCAAGCACAGCAUGGAUAAAGGACCACGAGACGGUGCAAUUUCAGCAAUCAGGUGGAAUCAAAGCUGUCAUGCCUGUGUGGAAAAAGAUUUGCUACUUCGUCUGCGGAAUGUCUUCUGAUGCGGAAGAAAUUAAAAGAACGCACGAGGAGCAAAAAGAAUAUCUGAAGGAACUGACGUCUCUCAAGCAAAACCCCCGUGCAAGACUUACUCUUCUUGUCAAUUUAGUAGUGGUUUGUGCAGUUGCCCUAUUUCUUUUCAUUUUCUUCUCGGUGCCUGACGGAGGACCAACAGCUCCAACUAUCACUUAUGGGAAGAAUUUAACAAGUUUUACAAGUUGAUAUAGAUAUGGUCAAUUUAGAUUACUUUUUAACGAUGGGUGUAAAGAUUUUAUAUCACAUAAUAUUUCAUAUAAAGAAUCGGUGCAAUUUCAAACAUUGCUGUUGUUGUUGUGUUGUUACCAGAUGAUGGUAGAACUGCCAAAAAUUCAAACUAGCAUAACUAAAAUGCUAGUUUGAAUUUUUGUUCCCGAGAUUGUAAUUUUGUAACGCCGUGUUUCUUCCAGUAAAGCUGCUUCAAUUCAGCUAAUAAUUAAAACUUUACUGAGUUUCUAUCAAAUAUCAAUUUUCACCAAGUUGUUAGACAACUGUUGUAAAGAAAAAAGCCAAAUAAAUAAAUCUGAUGGAAAAUCAUCCUCUUGCCAGUGCCGCUGCAUAAGGUUAGCAUAAAGUACUUUGUUGAUCAAAUUCCCGAACCAUUUAUGAAUUUUUGUCAUGACUAUAGAAGUGAAGGGCAAAGGAUAGGUUCUUUAGGAGUGAGGGUUUCAGGGGGCAUACUGGGAAUAAGAUUGUUUGAAUGCUGUAGAAGUUUAAGCUAUUUUACCCCCGGGCUCUAAUGUUUUUUUCUCAUCUCAUUCAGACGUUACAGAAGUAGAAAAAGGCUUACAGAUUCUUUAAUUCUUUGCACGUUUCAUAACAGCAAAUAUCGCUUAACAUUGAUCAAUACUGUUUACUAUAUCAAAUAAGAGAAUACGAUACUUGUUAGAGUAUAUUUUUAUCCAAUUUAUUAACCAGUAAAAUGUUCUUGCUUUUUGGUUAACAGUGAAGAAAAUACUUGAAAGUUAUUUAUUUUGUGGUCGACUUUAAUGUAUGGCACUGAUAACUCAUUUGUAGAGUUUCAAAUAAUGUUUACUAGUACAGUAAUGAAUGGUAAGAGAAAACGAAUUCAAAAAGAAAAAAAAUAGCAAGAACAAAAAAUAGUGAUUGACAACUUAAGAUGCAAUAAGAUGCAUUGAAUUUUGGAAAACAACAAUAUUUUUAUUUUGCUUCUUGUUCAGCGUUCUAGAAUGCUUUUCGUAGAAUACCACUUUCACUCUAUAGCAUCUGGCUAUCAGACUGUAAUCGGUUAAAAGGCCUAGCCAUUCGUUUAUUUCAGGGUCUGUAGGAUUUUAUCCUUACACAUUUCAGAAGGUUUCAUGUACUUUUAGUACGUUAACUAGCAAAAAUCAAGAUUUUGAAUUUUUAACACACAGGCUAGAUAUGCUGAAAAUAGGUUUUAUUCGAAGCUAAACAACAGCAAUUUUAAUGUGAUAAGAGCGGGAAAAAAUUACUGCUUGCUUUUAGUAAAAUCAGUUUUCAGCUAAAAUGUCGUUUAGACCGGCAUUAUUUCUCUGGCAUUCUAAUUCGGUUUCAAUCUUUGCAAAGGGCUUGCAAAUAUAAGCAGAACUGCACAGGAGUCUUGAUUGCUUCAUCCAAGGUGCCUGCAGCUCCAACUCUUAAUCUCUCUCAUAAAUAAUUUUAAACAAUGAAUUCUGACUAUGCGUCAUGUUUCGUCCCCAGUCCUCAGUGAUCAAUAAGAGCCUUCGAUUAUCCUAAGUCUUGUCAUAGAUGGCGAGCUAGACUUUGGAUCUUCUGCUAUUUCCACGACGCUAGUGAGAUAUUUGGAGGCACUGGAAGAUCCCCUAUGGUUGUACGUUACUGUACUUUUCUGCGACCUGAAUUCGGACAACAAGGAUCUCUGUGAAAUCAUUCUACUUACUCUUUUUCUUGCUGCGGAUCGAAUUCUGGUGUUCUGCAGGCAGUAAAUUAUUGGAGCAACUAGGCCAUCUAUCAUUGUUAAAAACUUCAUUGCAUAAUUGAGUUUCUUUUCUUCUUGGGAAUCCUCAAAUGAGGGGCUAAAACAUUGGCGACACAGUUUCUUUGUCAGAUAAUAGCCAAAUGAUGGCCCCCAACAAAUAAUGUAGCUGAUAGAAAUUAAAACGGCCACUUUUGCAGCUGCCAGCUCCAACUUUAACAGCAAUCUCCGCUUUCGUUUAUGUGAGCAGGACCUUGCUUCUUCUUUCUCCUGGCAAUUCCGUCUUUUUCGGCGAUUUUUGACGAAUUUGUGAGACUUGUAGCAUAUAUAACAGUACAGAAUAAUUAUUAUCACGAAUGGUAGGCCAGUGUUAAUCAAAAGCAUAAGAACGGUCCAAAUGUUACUAGGAAUGUAAUAACAUUUCUCACUUCGCUGAGCAAAAGGUAUGGAGCACAGGCUGGUUGAGUAGAUCCAGGAAAAGGCGAUGACUUUCAUUGCAGCUGCAGGCGUUGCGUGUACGCGAUAUUUUAAGGGCGAAUAGAUAGCGAUGAAUCUGUCCACUGCCAAGAUUAACACGGUGGUCACCGAAACGUAAUUAGUUAGUAGGUACGAGUAGAGAAAAAAUGUGCAAAUAAAGGCGCUGGCCUCUUUGUCGGUCAUUUCCCAUUGUUUCACCGUGUACAGUGGGAUAACGAACACUCCCUGGAGAAUGUGUGCAACGAGCAAGUUCGCUAUCAAGAGAGUUGAUGCACGCUUUUCUGUACUGCUCACGCAUAAAAUAAACAGACAAACACCAUUGAUGCUUAUCACAGCGACAGAAAGGAAGAUAAGACUGGCAACAAUUGCAACGUCGACCAUGAUACUGUUUACUUCUCCGCACGUGUCGUACAACAAACGAUGUUACAUAUAUUCCCUUUCCUCCGUCCUGAAAAAACCUGAUGUUCGAUGUCUUCAGUUCGAAAACCGGAAGCAAAAUUGAUACAUUGGCGAAAUAUGUCGAAGAAUCCUGCUGGUUGCUGUACAAAAGAAUAUGACCAAGGCUUUUAAAUAGUGUGGAUCUAAAAUGUUUUGGACAGACAAACCCAAAGUGCGAAAGUAUCUUUGCGCUGCGCAAAGAAUCCUAUCCUCCUAUCCUGCUAUGUUUUUGGCAUGCAAUGUUCGAUAUGGCGGAGAGCUAGCAAAAAAUUAUAAAAAUGUUGGCAUUUUUUAUCUUCAUAACUUUAUCAUUAUACAUUUUCAAAAAUGUUCCACCGAAGCAGUCAUCUCUAAAAGUUAAAACCUUUAUGUAACUUUUUGUUGCUAUUUUAUCUUUGGCAAGUUAAAAUAAAAGGCAGCAGUGAUGCUAUUUUGUUGUAAGUGUUGCGAUGCUUCUAUUUAUCUAGUGUACACUCCCUUUCCAAAGUAUUGCACCACAAAGCCCAAAGUGAUAGAAUAAAUAGUGAUUGUGAUCUAUGACCUUCUUGCUUUCACUACAUCAAUUUCAUAGCGACAUUUGGUACAAAUGUGGAAAUAAAGUAACUGUCCUCUCCCUGUUUGGAAAGUAAAAUUCAUCGAGUAAAUUGAACCACCGCAACAGGGGUGCAGGGGGUUGUCAACCACAAAUAGCAUCUCAAAUAGCAAAAUUUCAGGUAAAAGCUGCUCAGUGGAAGAAGCAGUUUAGGAAGUUCACAGACCUUCACGUUUUAAAAUCAAUAAAGGACCAGGCAAAGAUAGUUGCUCCUUUGCUUACAUAUGAUAUUUCCAUGAUAUGAAGGUAAACAAAACUAAGCGUUAAUAUUUUCAAGAUUUUGUUGGCACUAAACCCAAGAAACCAGGCCCUCCUUAGGUAAAAGUGUGCCUUGUGUCCAUUUCUCUAAAUUUGAUUGGAAGAAGCAUUAACUGCAGUUCUUUAUCAGAUCCAGAUCUUUUUUACGUGCAAAAAGAAUUCCAUGAUGAAAAGAGGGAUAUAAAUUGACAACUAGGCUAGAAAUGCCUGCUAUUGUAAUAAAAAUGGAUGUUGCGAAUUAUAAUACCAUAGUGUUAGAUUGACAAAAUGUAUUGCAGAGGUAUAUGUUAGUAAUUAAAAAUUUAAGUUAAAUAUCUUUUGAU
Messenger RNA from Rhopilema esculentum, 6144 nucleotides. Its product is annotated as sodium/glucose cotransporter 4. Gene Ontology annotation, biological process: transmembrane transport. The record is from RefSeq and is a predicted model, not a curated record. NCBI's taxonomy places the organism in Eukaryota, Metazoa, Cnidaria, Scyphozoa, Rhizostomeae, Rhizostomatidae. Gene Ontology annotation, cellular component: plasma membrane. Gene Ontology annotation, molecular function: D-glucose:sodium symporter activity.